AUGUCCCUGGCCUUCAAGGGCCACUUUGUGCAGAACAGCUGCCAUCCCUUCUACGCGGGCUUCCGCAAGAUCGCCCGCUUCCACCGAUACAUCGGCACCUGCUUUCUGGAGAACCUCAAUUCUAACGACUACAGGGAUGUUCGCUGCAACCGCCGCAGCUUCUACCUUAUCUAUUUGAUCUCCCUCUGGUCAUUCAUACUGGGCAUCGCCGUAGGUGCCUACGUGGCCACAAUCGAACCCAGGAGGAGGAUGAAGGACACGGACCGGCUCAACACCACCAUCUACAUCCUGUUCCUUACUUCGGUGAACGUAGAAGCCGUCAUAAACAAUUUCUUGAUGUUCGUCAAGGCGCCUAAAUUCGUGGAACUGCUGCAUCUUUGCGCGAAGAUCGAGAUGAACAUCGGGACUCCGCCUUACGUACAACAUGACACGAUCAGCUUCACCUGGAAGAUCAUGGCGUUCCAGGCUGUCCUUUCCUGUUGCAACUUCGUGCUGAACAUCAUUUCCGACUUCGGCACUGCGUUAGUGUUGAGCGCCGAGGGCCAAGUGAGCGUGGACGUCAUGGUCAUCGGCAUCCUCUACUCCAUCCUGGGCGUCGUGUACGUCUCCAGUCUCUGUCUGGUCACCCGACUUUGGAUGACGUACUUCUCCAAGGCCUUCACGCUCUACCUCAGCUGCAUCUACAGGAAUUUGGACCAAUGUCUGCGGUCUAGAAGCACUCCAGAGAGCAGGAAGGUGAGCCUGGUCGAUCACACCCGGGUCCAGCUGACGCUGCUGAAGAACUGCGCGGACCUGGCCAGCUCCCUUCUUGGGCCCAGCCUACUGUACGCUUACGCCUACAGCGUGGCUCUUCUCUGCGCCGCCGCUUACUACACCAUCAUCCCCGAGCUGAGCAACAAGAUUCGACUCUUCUUUCUGUGCUUCGGGGUUCUGCACUGGAUCAGCAUCCUGCUCCCCACAGUGAGCGCGCACCGCAUCAAAGGGGCGGUGAUUGAACUUCGAAGCAUUGUUCAGGGAGUAUCGAUGGCUGACUUUUCGGACGACUUGCUCGCGCAGCUAAGAAUGAUGUUAAAUAGCAUCAGGCACGACGACCUCAAGUUCACCGGUUGUGGAUUCUUCGUUGUGGACCUCUCGACGUUUGCGGACAUCAUGGGAGCCGUGAUCACGUACACGGUCGUACUCGUUCAAACCAACGACAGCUACCUGAAAGGUUCGCUGGAACACUGUCUGGAAAACAGCACCAUCAUAUAA
Molecule: messenger RNA, 1251 nt
Organism: Ixodes scapularis (black-legged tick)
Lineage: Eukaryota; Metazoa; Arthropoda; Arachnida; Ixodida; Ixodidae
Exons: 7
Coding region: 1-1251 (416 amino acids)
Biological process (GO): sensory perception of taste
Cellular component (GO): axon; membrane; neuronal cell body
Source: RefSeq, a predicted model, not a curated record